AUGUCGUCAUCAUCACGGGAAGAGAAUGUGUACUUAGCCAAGUUAGCGGAGCAAGCUGAGCGGUAUGAGGAAAUGGUUGAGUUCAUGGAGAAAGUUGCAAAGACCGUAGACACCGAGGAGCUCUCUGUGGAAGAGCGAAACCUCUUGUCCGUUGCUUACAAGAACGUGAUUGGCGCUAGGAGAGCCUCGUGGAGGAUCAUUUCUUCCAUUGAGCAGAAGGAAGAAAGCAGAGGAAACGAAGAUCACGUCUCGAUAAUCAAGGACUACAGAGGCAAGAUCGAGACCGAGCUCAGCAAAAUCUGCGAUGGGAUAUUGAACCUUCUCGAUGCUCACCUUGUUCCCACUGCGUCUUCCGCCGAGUCCAAAGUCUUUUACCUCAAGAUGAAAGGAGAUUACCACAGGUACCUUGCUGAGUUUAGGACUGGAGCUGAGAGGAAGGAGUCUGCAGAGAGCACUCUUGUAGCUUACAAAUCUGCUCAGGAUAUUGCACUUGCUGAUUUAGCUCCUACUCAUCCGAUUAGAUUGGGACUUGCCCUUAACUUCUCUGUCUUCUACUAUGAGAUCCUCAACUCACCUGAUCGCGCUUGCAAUCUCGCAAAACAGGCUUUUGAUGAAGCAAUCUCUGAGCUGGACACGUUAGGAGAAGAAUCAUACAAGGACAGUACACUGAUAAUGCAACUUCUCCGCGACAAUCUGACCCUCUGGACUUCUGACAUUAAUGAUGAGGCGGGUGGUGAUGAGAUCAAGGAGGCGUCAAAACCUGAGUUGGAAGAAGGGAAACAAGCUUAG
Messenger RNA from Thlaspi arvense, 789 nucleotides. The record is from the annotation of a GenBank genome assembly. Lineage: Eukaryota; Viridiplantae; Streptophyta; Magnoliopsida; Brassicales; Brassicaceae.